AUGCCUUUUUCCAGUACCGGCGCGGCCUCCACUGCCUCCGCCUCCAAAUCCUCCGCCCCCGCCUCACGAUCGCCCUCCGCCUCCUCUGGCGAUGAGCUUGAAACCACCGCCGAAGAGGAAGACUCCGAAGACUACUGCAAGGGUGGGUAUCACCCCGUGGCUGUCGGUGAAACCUACAACAACGGUCGCUACGUCGUCGUGCGCAAACUCGGCUGGGGCCAUUUCUCCACGGUGUGGCUAUCGCGCGAUACCACCACCGGCAAACACGUCGCGCUCAAAGUCGUCCGCUCAGCCGCCCACUAUACGGAAACCGCCAUCGAUGAAAUCAAACUCUUGAAUCGCAUCGUCCAAGCCAAGCCCUCCCACCCCGGUCGCAAACAUGUCGUCAGUCUGCUCGACUCCUUCGAACACAAAGGCCCCAACGGUGUCCACGUCUGCAUGGUUUUCGAGGUCCUCGGAGAGAACCUGCUGGGUCUGAUUAAGCGUUGGAACCACCGCGGGAUCCCCAUGGCCCUCGUCAAGCAGAUCACCAAGCAGGUGUUGCUUGGUCUGGAUUACCUUCAUCGCGAGUGCGGUAUCAUUCACACCGAUCUGAAGCCCGAAAACGUUCUCAUUGAGAUCGGCGAUGUCGAGCAGAUUGUCCAGGCGCAUGUUCAACAGGAGCAGGCGAAGAAGGAUAAAGAGGACAAUCGCAAUGGUCGCCGACGGAGGCGUACCCUCAUUACUGGCAGCCAGCCGCUGCCCAGUCCGUUGAACAGCAGCUUUAGCGGUUUCGACUUUAAGCAUAGUUCCUCAAAUUCACACAGCAGUCUCAGCCAGAUGGUCAAUGAAGCAGACCCUCCAUCGAUGAAGGAGUCGCUUGGCAUCGCAGAACAAGAUGAACAGCAAGGCCAGCGCGAGAAGACCGCCGAUCUCCUGGAGAGAGAGGUGUCUGGUAUCUCACUCAACAAAACCUCCCAACCCGAAGACGAAAUCGAUCUGAAUAUAAUCUCCGUUAAGAUCGCCGACCUGGGCAACGCCUGCUGGGUUGGCCACCACUUCACCAAUGACAUUCAAACACGACAAUAUCGUUCCCCCGAAGUUAUAUUAGGUGCCAAGUGGGGUGCUAGCACGGACGUAUGGAGUAUGGCCUGCAUGGUCUUCGAACUCAUCACAGGAGAUUACCUCUUCGACCCACAGUCCGGCACAAAAUACGGCAAAGACGACGACCAUAUCGCCCAGAUCAUCGAACUUCUCGGCCCCUUGUCCAAAUCCCAAUGUCUGUCCGGCAAAUGGUCUCAAGAGAUCUUCAAUCGCAAGGGCGAACUGCGUAACAUCCAUCGUCUACGCCACUGGGCUUUGCCCGAGGUCCUUCGCGAGAAAUACCACUACAGCGUCGAGCAGAGUAUGCGUAUUAGCGAGUUCCUUCUCCCAAUGCUGGAUCUUCUUCCUGAGAAGCGCGCUAAUGCGGGUGGCAUGGCGUCGCAUGAGUGGAUCAGUGAUGCGAUUGCUAUGGAGGACAUUGGGUUGGGGAUUACGCCCGGAACCCGCGGUGAAGGGAUUGAUGGAUGGGCUCAGGAAUUUAAGAGGCGAUGA
Molecule: messenger RNA, 1575 nt
Organism: Penicillium waksmanii
Lineage: Eukaryota; Fungi; Ascomycota; Eurotiomycetes; Eurotiales; Aspergillaceae
Product: serine/threonine-protein kinase
Exons: 4
Coding region: 1-1575 (524 amino acids)
Biological process (GO): spliceosomal complex assembly; protein phosphorylation; regulation of mRNA processing
Molecular function (GO): protein kinase activity; ATP binding
Source: RefSeq, a predicted model, not a curated record